Messenger RNA from Cotesia glomerata, 904 nucleotides. Its product is annotated as RPA-interacting protein-like. The coding region runs from base 36 to 707 and encodes 223 amino acids. Gene Ontology annotation, cellular component: nucleus. Lineage: Eukaryota; Metazoa; Arthropoda; Insecta; Hymenoptera; Braconidae. The transcript is spliced from 3 exons. The record is from RefSeq and is a predicted model, not a curated record. Gene Ontology annotation, biological process: protein import into nucleus.
UGUUGACAGUCGUCGUGUUAUUUAUUAAAUUAAAAAUGAAUAUGCAGAGUCCUAAAUCCAACAAAUUGAACAAUAUUGAAGCUGCCAAUAGACUUAGACAUGGUUCGCCUCAAUUUAAAGCAGUAUUGCGACAGCGAUGCCGAAAACAAAUGCAAGAAAGACGUGACAAAUUGUUUAAUGCGCGAAGAAUCGGCCUCGAUGACAAAGAUGAAUGUAUUGAGAAUACUCUUACUGAAAUAGUCAGGCGGGAGUUUAGUAAUAUGUCAUCAAUGCUAAAUGAAAGCUCUGAUUCACUUGCCGAAAUGAUGGAAUGGCCAGACAACCAGGAAGAGUUGAUGAGUAUCGAAGAACAAAUGAUUAAAGAUGAAGAAGAGUGGAUCAUUGAAGAAUUUAAUCGUAUGCAUCAAUAUGAAAUGGAAAUGAUGGAUAAAUAUCUAGAAGAAAUAAUGAAAAAUGAACUUGUCUGUCCUAUGUGUGAAAAAGGUACUAUCGCUCAACUUAAUGAUUUUUUCGUUUGCCCGAAAUGUCAACUCUGUUUGCCAGCUAAAGUCACCAUGGAUGAUUUUUAUCAACGCAUCAAGAACCAGUCGGUUGAUCACGGUGAAAAUUGUAAUUUGAAGCCAAGUUUCAUGGUGAUUCCUGAAAACAAUAACUACUUUUUGUACAUGGGAUGCGAGUCAUGUUCAUACUUUGGUCUAAUUUUAUAAUUGUUCUGUGUUUACUUUUUUUAUUUAUUUAUUUAUCUUUGUUAUAAAAAUUUUAAUGAUACCCAGUGUUGAUAAAAUGUGUUAUUCAAAAUAUUGUAUAAGUACUGGUUAAUAAUUUAAUAAUUAAAUGUGAAUUGUAAAUAUGUAUUAGAAUUAAUCUCAUCACUUUUAAGAGACUACAAACAUUUGAAAUAAUU